Molecule: messenger RNA, 2374 nt
Organism: Lathyrus oleraceus (garden pea)
Lineage: Eukaryota; Viridiplantae; Streptophyta; Magnoliopsida; Fabales; Fabaceae
Product: homeobox-leucine zipper protein HDG11
Exons: 10
Coding region: 41-2194 (717 amino acids)
Biological process (GO): regulation of DNA-templated transcription
Molecular function (GO): DNA-binding transcription factor activity, RNA polymerase II-specific; lipid binding; DNA binding
Source: RefSeq, a predicted model, not a curated record
UCUUGUAUAAUAUUUGACGAGUGUUUAUCGAGAUAUUGAAAUGAAUUUUUCAAUAGGAGGCAUGAGUGCGGCUGAGUCUGGUGACGAAGAUAUUGAUAAUUCACAAAAUGAUACAAGAGGUUCCUACAAACGUCUUACUUCUACUCAAUCAACUAUACUUGAAAAUUUCAUGAAGGAAUGCCACCAUCCAGACGAUGCACAGCGACGUCAAUUGGCUGAAGAGGUUGGGCUUGAGCCCAAACAAAUCAAGUUUUGGUUUCAGAAUAAAAGAACUCUCAUGAAGAAUCAACAUGAGAGAGAAAACAACACUACUCUUCGUAUGGAGAAUGAAAGGAUUCAUAAUGAAAACCUCUUAAUCAAAGAGGCACUCAAGGCCACUAUUUGUUCAACUUGUGGGGGUCCUCCAUUUCCUAAAGAAGAGCAUGAACAUUUCAUGCGCAACAUGAAACAAGAAAAUGCUGAGCUCAAACUAGAGUGUGACAAAGUGGCAAACCUUAUUGCAAACUACAUGGAGAAAAAGAUAUCUCUACCUGAGUUUGAGCAAGCUCUUGCUACUGUGAAAUCGUUUUCAAGAGACAGAGACCUUGAUCUUUCACAAACCCCAACGGCUUAUGAAACCCUAAGGCAUGUUCAUGUUCAUGUUCAUGGUAAUCUAACCAUGAGAGAGGCUAUGUUAGUGAACAUCUCAGAGCAAAACCAUGAUGAACAAAAGAGAACCAUGUCUCGAAUUGCAACUAUUGCAAUGGAAGAGUUGGCUAGGCUUGUGAGAGUGAAUGAGCCUUUUUGGGUUAGCGCUACACAUGUUCACGAUGGGAGAUUCACUCUUGAUCGUGAAAGUUACGAGCAAGUUUUUCCCAAGGAUAAUCACUUUCAAGGAGCAAAUGUGUGCGAAGAAUCUUCAAAAUUUUCAGGAGUUGUGAAACUUAGUGCCUUGCAUCUGGUUGACAUGUUUCUGGACUCGGUCAAAUGGAAAAACUUGUUCCCAACAAUUAUUACUAAAGCUGAAACUGUCAAAGUGUUUGAAACUGGUUCAACAGAAAAUCGAGAUGGAGCUUUGCUUUUGAUGUAUGAACAAAUGCACAUUUUAUCCCCUCUUGUGCGUCCUCGCGAAUUCAACAUCAUUCGCUACUGCAAACAAGUUGAUGCUGGCGUAUGGAUGAUUACUGAUAUGUCGAUUGAUUCAUCUCAACCGAACACUACUCCUCUCUGUCAAUCCUGGAAGCAUCCAUCCGGAUGCAUAAUCCGCGAACUGCCUCACGGUGCCUGUCUGGUUACUUGGGUUGAACAUGUGGAAGUGGAAGAUAAGAUCCAUACACACCCUGUGUAUAGACAUGUUAUCAGUAACUUUAAUUUAUAUGGAGCUGAAAGCUGGAUUAAGGAGCUUCAAAGAAUGUGCGAAAGAUCUCUCAGCUUUUAUGUUGAAACUAUACCUAAUCAAGAAACUUCGGGAGUGAUCACAUCAAUUGAUGGGAGGAAAAGUGUGAUGAAGUUUGCUCAUAGAAUGGUUAAAAUGUUCUGUGAAAGUUUAACAAUGACAGGCCAAUUGGAAUUUCAGGAUGUAACUCUUGACAGCAUUGGCGGAGUUAGAGUUUCUAUUCGCAAAAACAACAUUUUUGGCCAACCAAAGGGCACGGUUGUUGUCGCUGCUACUACCAUUUGGCUCCCUCUCCCUGCUCAAAAAAUCUUUGAGUUCCUCAGAGAUCCUACAAAUCGAUCUAAGUGGGAUGUCCUUUCUUUUGGAAAUUCAAUGAUUGAGAUUGCACACAUUUUCAAUGGACCCUAUCCUGGCAACUGCAUUUCAAUUCUUCAGCCGUCCAUCCCGACCGAAGACCAACGGGUGAUCCUCCAAGAAAGUUUCACAUCUUCUGUGGGAUCUUACGUUAUAUUCGCUCCAACAGACAGAACAUCUAUGAACAUAGCCAUUCGAGGUGACGAGUCGAAGGGUCUAGAAAUUCUUCCAACGGGAUUCGUUGUGUGUUCAAAAUCUCGUCCAAGUGCCGCUUUUGAAGCAUCUGGCAAUAUCGGAAGAGUUGGUGUUGGUGGUGGUGAUGCUGGAUCGUUGUUAACUUUAGCUUUUCAAAUUUUGAUUUCUAGUUCAAAUGGAACUGACACACAGCAACAUAUGGAAUCUAUGGCUGCUGUCAACUCCCUUCUGGCCGGUACUAUUCGAAAGGUUCAGGAAGCUCUCAAGUGAGAUUUGAUUAACAAUUUGGAGUAGUUGUUGUUUGUUUUGUUGAAUAAAACUAUGUUAUUGUUUUUUAUGGACCAGUUGUUGUUGUAUGGUGAUUAAGUUUGUUUUGGGAUUAAAUCUUAAUCAUACAUUACUUUUGUGAUAUUUUUCUAUGAAUCAUGAAUAAAAAUUAUGCUUGUGCUA